Molecule: messenger RNA, 1103 nt
Organism: Schistosoma margrebowiei
Lineage: Eukaryota; Metazoa; Platyhelminthes; Trematoda; Strigeidida; Schistosomatidae
Source: the annotation of a GenBank genome assembly
AUUUGAACCAUUUGAACCGUAGCGGGUAACUUAAAUGUUUCAUUUAGCUACGAAAUUUCCUUCACUAGUGUCUACCAGUAUCAAUCACAGAUUAUCAGCUGUAUUCUCCUCAAAAGUUGACUCAUUGUAUAGUGUUUUCGGACUCUCAAGCAAUGCGACUCACCAAGAUAUCAAAGAAGCCUUCUAUCGACUGUCAAAAAUAUACCAUCCUGAUGUGACCGAUGAUCCUAACUCUAGAGAAAAGUUUCAUGAGUUGACAAAAGCUUAUGAAAUCCUUGGAAAUCCUGUUAGACGGAGUGAAUAUGACCGUGGCCUAAUUCAUACAAUAGGCAGUGGCGUGCAUCACUUCUCUAAGGACGGUUACACAAUUGACUCUGUAAAAGACAGAAGCACAGACAGUUUUAAAUCAUUCUAUGUAAAACAACACAACCGAACGUUAAAUGAGUUCUGGGCGAAACAUUCUGAUCGUGAAUCUAUGAUGUCCGCCACUGAAUUGAGGAAUGAUCAUAAAGGAGUUUUGGGAAUGCUUUUUAUGACGGUGUUGUAUACCAUCUUAGUGGGUUAUUUCUAUGCAAAAUAUUACGAGGAACCCAUUGAAUUCAUCCGGCCUUCGCAAGAUUAAUUGUGACAAUUUGCACUUUGAGUAAACAGAACUCAUAGCUAAUACUGUAUUUUAAAUUGCUUAUUUAUCAGGUUCAUAGUUGUUCUGCUUUAGUGUGAAUUUAGACGCUUUAGACAUGUUUUUUUUGGUUAUUACGCCUUUUUACUUUCAGUAAAAAUUAACGGACUUAUUGUUGGUGAGUCACUUGAUCUUAUACAGACUUCAGGUCGCUUGUAGGGUUAAACUAAACUUCAUGGGCAAACCAAUUAGAUUUAAUGUAGUAUCUUCAGGAUUUUUUGCUUGGAAUCCAUCCAUUCGUAUGACUACAAAGUAUUUUCGCGUUAUAGCUGAUGUCAGUUCGUAAUGAAAACCAUGGUUCUAGUAUCUUACCUUAAAUUCUAGUCUCACUUUCUAACACUGAUUACGAACUCUGUUUUGAACAUUAUGACUAGUUAAUUUGUCGUAAGAUUAUGAUCUGUAUAUUGAAGAUAGAAUGUCGGUG